This is a messenger RNA of Knipowitschia caucasica, 1275 nucleotides long. NCBI's taxonomy places the organism in Eukaryota, Metazoa, Chordata, Actinopteri, Gobiiformes, Gobiidae. The record is from the annotation of a GenBank genome assembly.
AUGCACACCGCUACAACUGGACCCCCCCUGACCCACAUGCAGACGGGAGGGGGGGGUCUGACCUGGGGGGGGGGGGGGAGCAGACAGGAGGAGGCCCCUGUACACCACAGAGCAGACAGGAGGAGGCCCCUGUACUCCACAGAGCAGACAGGAGGAGGCCCCUGUACUCCACAGAGCAGACAGGAGGAGGCCCCUGUACACCACAGAGCAGACAGGAGGAGGCCCCUGUACUCCACAGAGCAGAGGUCUGAGUCCAAAAGACUGGAGCAGGACCACAAACCCAAAAGUGGAUUCAUUGAUUUUUAUCUCAAACUAAACCAUCGGAGCAGAGCGUCUCCCAUCACAACACUGCCCAGGCACGACACACACAGGAAGUACCAGGAACCAGGAAGUGCCAGGAACCAGGAAGUGCCAGGAACCAGGAAGUGCCAGGAACCAGGAAGUACCAGGAACCAGGAGGGAGAGACCAGCCUCAGGGAGAGACCAGCCUCAGGGAGAGACCAGCCUCAGGGAGAGACCAGCCUCAGGGAGAGACCAGCCUCAGGGAGAGACCAGCCUCAGGGAGAGACCAGCCUCAGGGAGAGACCAGCCUCAGGGAGAGACCAGCCUCAGGGAGAGACCAGCCUCAGGGAGAGACCAGCCUCAGGGAGAGACCAGCCUCAGGGAGAGACCAGCCUCAGGGAGAGACCAGCCUCAGGGAGAGACCAGCCUCAGGGAGAGACCAGCCUCAGGGAGAGACCAGCCUCAGGGGGAGACCAGCCUCAGGGGGAGACCAGCCUCAGGGGGAGACCAGCCUCAGGGGGAGACCAGCCUCAGGGGGAGACCAGCCUCAGGGGGAGACCAGCCUCAGGGGGAGACCAGCCUCAGGGGGAGACCAGCCUCAGGGAGAGACCAGCCUCAGGGAGAGACCAGCCUCAGGGGGAGACCAGCCUCAGGGGGAGACCAGCCUCAGGGGGAGACCAGCCUCAGGGGGAGACCAGCCUCAGGGGGAGACCAGCCUCAGGGGGAGACCAGCCUCAGGGGGAGACCAGCCUCAGGGGGAGACCAGCCUCAGGGAGAGACCAGCCUCAGGGAGAGACCAGCCUCAGGGAGAGACCAGCCUCAGGGAGAGACCAGCCUCAGGGGGAGACCAGCCUCAGGGAGAGACCAGCCUCAGGGAGAGACCAGCCUCAGGGGGAGACCAGCCUCAGGGGGAGACCAGCCUCAGGGGGAGACCAGCCUCAGGGGGAGACCAGCCUCAGGGAGAUGAGGGAGAACAACAGGGUACAGUGCUAG